UUGUUAUAUCACGGUUGAAUCACAGUUCCGCAAUAGCAGUGAUGUAGUGUAAAUGCAGUGUUGAAGAUUCUUGUGGUGUAUGAUUGUCAGUGCGUUGCUACAUUGGACAGAAGAUGGAGGCCGAACUACCAGAGCUUCUGUUUUUCGACACGUUUUCCCACGACACAUACGAGCAAAAUUUGGAUCUGGUGCAGUUUCCAAAACCGGUCUAUAUUACGGAGGUGCGCAUCAUACCGCUUGGGGCACGAGUUCAUGCCGACUUUCCGGGCGGUGUUCGACUGGGCGCUACAAAUCCAUCCAACUUCCACAUUCAGCUGUAUGUGAACGAUCUGGGGAAACCGGGUGCUCCGAUUUUCGAGAGCCUUGGUGAGCUGGAAUACAAUCAGAACAACUGCAUCCAUCUGCAAUGUAGCGGCGGGGCUACGGGAACGAACGAGGAGUUUGUGCGACGCAUCCCAACGGAUGGGUUGGUGCUGAAGGGCUGGUAUACGACGAUGACGCUUGCUGUAUACGGCAUCCUAACGACCAGCAUCGCUGAACCGAUUGUGUCACCGCGCGAAACAACGCCCCAGCCAAACGAGCAGCUGCUCGUUGUGCCGGACCAUCACCAUCAUCAGCAUUUAUUGCAUCAUCAUCACCAUCUGCACCAUCAUGGUGGAGGUGGCGGUGGCAUUGCGGAACCGUCGUGUGGGGGUGGCGAUUGGAUACAGGAACCGCCGCUACCCGGUCUGGUGACGACACACCCGUCGGAGACGGUGUUUGUGCAGAAAGAAUAUCCAGAGGAUGACAGUGAGGACGCACCGAAGGAUCCGCGUCCGUAUGCGAGACGGGCGGCGGCUGCAGCAGCCGCUGUAAUUACCCAUCCACUGCCGUCGAGUGCUGCGAGUCCACCGGAACCGAUCUACGAACCGCUGGAAGCGGGCAAGAUUCUGCCGGGUGAAUGUGAACCACCGUUGCCGGAUAAGCGCUCCAAGGCGUGUAUACCAUCGAGCCGGCCGGUUGAGCCUGCGGUUCCACCGUAUCCUUACGAACGGUCACCCCGUACACGACGCCACAGUAGCCGGGAGGAGUUUUCUUCCCGCUCGCCGAGCCUGUGCAAGGACUAUGGUCCUAUGUCAGCGAGCGGCGGCGGUAGUGUGGGUGCUGGUGGUACCGGUGGAGGAAGCAAACAGCGCGAACAGUGGUCGCGCAGCCCGGACUAUGCCGAACAGCAGGCAGCAGCACCUCCACCGUCCCAUCCACCACUCCCACCACCGGCAUCCUCCUCCUCAUCGUCCUCCGUUGCGCAUCGAUCAUCGCGGCGAUUGCGAAGCGGUUCGUUCGAACGACCCCGUCGCGAAUCAUCAUUCGAGCGGAUGGAGAAGGAAGACCGACGACCCCGGCCCCGAUCACCGAUCGAUUCACCGAGGAGGCCACGGUCACCCGAUCGGAACGAAUCGUCACCGGACGAGGAGGAGGAAGUAGUAGACGACGUGGAGGACGUGGAUGAUGAUCUCGACGACGAUAUCGAGAUGGACGGUAGCUUCCAUCGCACGAACGGGAAAUAUGGUGGGAAGCGCAGUAUGCCUAUGAUGGAACCAGCGAUUGACACGGUUCGGCAACAACAACCACAAUCCACGAAGCAGCAUGCAUCUUCCAGCCGCAGUUCGUCGCAACAUCAGCAUCAUCAUCAGCACUCGCAACAUCAUUAUCAUCAUGGGCAUACGCAUCAACACCAUUCGAGCGUACAUCAGUUACCGUCCCACCAUCAUCACCAUGCGCAACAACAACAACAACCCCAACAAGACCGUGUUAUGUCACCACCACCACCACAGGUGCAUGUUCCGUCCGCGUGUGACACGGUAUCUGUUGCCUUAACACCGGUCGCAUCCCCAACAACGAUGCUGAUAGCACCGGCAGCAGCCAACCUGCCGGACGAGGACGCGAUCUCCGUGACGGAACAGUUCGAGCCGAUUCUGAGUGAUGAAGAAAUACCGGAAGACUUCGAUUACGAGCAGGACAGUGGGGCAACAGCGACAGGAGGGCCUCCCAGCGGAGGAGGUUACGAGCAGGUCGAUGAAGCUGUCCACAAACAGUUUGAUCCGUUCUCGAUUACACUGGAACGUUACGUUCACCCCGGUUCGACCGGUGACGAACCCGAUCUGGUCCGUCAGUUGGGCCACGGCGAACAGAAGCUGUUGCGUCAACUCGAGCAAUUGCUCGGACAGGGCCGAUAUGCUCGUGAUGCGACCGUUUCGUUCGAGCAGGAAAGUGCCGAAUGGAAGGAACGUUUCGUGGACUAUGCGGAACAGUUGGUGCACGUGCUAGGACAACUGUUGGCGAAGGAUGACGUGCGGGACGCGUUUCAGCAGCAGCUCGAACGCUGGAUAAAGGCCGAAUGGGCAGGCGUUACGGAUGGGCUCGUGAAUUGCGUCUGCGUUGGUUUGGAUUUCGAGCGAGCAAUGGUCCAACCGCAACCGGCUUUUAAGCUGCGCCACAUGAAGAGUGGCAUCCGGUUGGCAGAAUUUCUCGGCCCACACGAACUAUUUAUCGGGCUGCUGCUGCACACGCACGACCAUUUCAAUCUGUUCGAUCGGCUGCUUGGUCUCUACUCGCAGCCACACAUGGCGCUCUCGAUCAAGCUGAUGAUAAUCCGCACCAUCUACGCGUGUUUGGAUACACGCAGCGCUGUGCAUUACUUUCUCUCGCCUUCGUACAACGGUUAUCAGAUAUUACUCGAUCUGCUGCAGGAGAAUCCAUCGACGCGUAUUAGCUUUGCGCUCAAGUCGCUGUUGCGCAAGAUUUCGCUGUACGAAAACCUCGAGCUGAUCCACAGUACGGUUGAGGAGCUGUACGUACGGGGCGGGGAGGGUCAGCGCGAAAUACAGACAAAGGAACGUCAAAUUCGGACGGACGAGGAGCUGCUGGAACUGUUGCGCAGCGCUUUGACCGAGCUGACGAGUGCGAUCUCAUUGCACGAGGUGUCGCUUGCCCAACCGAAACGCUUUCUGCCGGUGUCGGCAAAGUUUGAGAUACACAAGGACAUUGCGUCUUCGCUGAACGUCAGUCGAACGGUGGUCCAGUUCUUCAAGAUACAUCGGCUGGUGGAGUCGAUGGUGCUGCUGCUCGAUAUGCGCAUCACACCGCCGGCACUGUGCGAGCUGGUUUACAACCUGCUCGCUUGUAUGCUGAAGAGCAUGCCGAAGCUGCACUACCUGGUGGAUUGCUUACCGUACACGAAUCUGCUGCUAAGGUGGCUUUUCCAUCGGUUGCCCCCGGCCCUGAAUGGAGGAUAUGACGAAAGUACCACGCAGCUGCUGGUGUUGUCGGAGGAAAUGUCUAUUGGUGAACUGUCCCGACCACAACUGCUGGGCGUGGAGUUGGUCUAUAAGCUGCAGACCAUCUAUCACCUGGACGCAAUCGCCAGUACGAGCGUGGUGCGUGGUGGAGAUGUUCCAUCCACUUCCCGGAACGCUGAUGAAAUCGAGCAGGAGCGCGACCGUUUGGUGGAAAAUCUGCACGACCUGUACGAGCUGUCGUGUGGUCCCGGGAGACGCUUCGUCGUGGAGGUACUGUCGAUGGACGAUAAUUUGGCCGUGCUACUCGAGCUGGUCGAAAAAGAGCAGCGUGUCGUAUCGAAGGAAGACAGUUCCGGCAGUAUCUUUACUGCUGCUGCUACCAAGCACAAAUCCCCGAUCGUCGGUUACUGCGUGGAUUUGGUGGAUUGUACCGUACGGCACGGUGAAGCGGUUGGCUAUCUUGCCCAGCAUGGACCGGCGCUUCUGUCGUUGGUGAAACAACCGGAACAGUUUGAGCCGGGUUUGAGUGCGACACUGCAGGAACUGGCCGUGUAUCUGAAACCGCUCGAACUGCACGAUCUGUUCGCGUACAUCGAUAUCGGUCCGCUGGUGGAACUGAUGCGUCGUAGCUUGGAGUACGUAACGGCAUUUCCCGGCGAUCUUAUUACGGCGCUCCGAUUGGUUCGGCUGCUUGGCAUACCACCGUACGACGACUACGAGCAACCGGGUGGUCACGCCGAGUUCAAGUACAAAUACACGCUGCUACAAUUCUACUCGGCCGACGGGCAGGCCCUGCUGCUGGCCAUUCUGGACAAGCUGACGCAUCACUUCGAUCAACCCGCGAUACACACGUCCAGUUUGGCGAGUCAACAGGGCGUCCUGCUUACGCAACUACUCUGUCCGCUCGUUUACAUCCUGCGCAAGCUCGUGACAUACCUGAUCGAGUGUCGCAACACGGAGUUCCGCGACCUGACGCUAAUUGAACCGCUGCUACGCACAUACACGCUUAUGCAGUGCGUACCGAUACACUCCGCGGCCGGACCGGACGCACGACAGGUACAGAAGGAGGUGGUACGGAUACUGCUUGCCUACACGCAACCCACACCACCCGAAGGGCUCGACACGAACAACGUACACCGCAGCCUGUGGACGCAGAUGGUGGGAGAGCUGGUACGGUUUACGCUCGCCGGGCCGAAUUAUUUCCUGCCCGGGUUGCUGGUGCUGUCGGAGUUGCUACCACUGCCGCUGCCCAUCCACUGCCGCCAACCAUUGCUGUCAACCGAGCUCAGCCGGCUCAUCCAGGAGCGACAGCUCUGGUCAGCCCACCUACACCCCCAGAGCCCGGCCAUUGGCGAACUGAUCCAAUCGCUCUGUACCUCGAGCUACACGCCCAUGCUGGCCGUGCUCAGCCGCGUGUGUCUGCAGCUGUCCGACCUGGCCCCAAACAUGACGCUGCUCAUCUCGAAGUCACUAGCCGACCUGAUCGUGCAAGAGCAGCUGUUGCCGUGUGGGUUGGCCAGCACGAGCCACGCACGGUUGGUAAGCUUCCUAGCUACGCUGGUGUGCCAUGCGUCGGUAAAGAUAUCCGUACUGUCCAUACUGCCGGGACGCAUCAUGGACAUACUGAUGGGUGUGUUGCUUAAUCCGGGCCAAACGCCGGCCCAUCAGCAAACGCAACAGCACAUCUACCUCAUGUUCCAAAGCCUGUUCGACGCAGAGAUUGCGCUCAUGUUCGGUGACACGAUCGAUCCGGCGUUGCAAUUAGCCUGUUCGCUGCCGCCGAAAGACAUCAUCGAAUCGUUCUGUGCUGCGUGUACUGUUAACGUAUCCUGCGUAGACAUCGGACUGGGUGUGCUAAUAGCAGGACUGCGCACAAUGUUGUUGUUAACCGAGCACGACACCACAUACGUCAUACUGAUGUCAAAUAUGAUGCGCAAACGGGAAGGAUGGUGUGCGGUGUUGCAAAAAUUUGUACGCAAAGCAAAGGAAAGCACGGACACGUACAGGGCACUGUUUGCCCUGUUGAGUGACUUCUGGCGCUCGCUUGUCACGUUAGAGAACGACGGUUGCGUGAACUUGCCGAAGCGUACCGUGAAGCUCCCGCUGGAACAGCUCGGCCAAUUGAUGUUGCUGUACGAGGAAGGUGAUGAGGAUGCAUUACAAGUAAUGCUUUCUUUUCUUGAAGAGUUGAUGGGACUGUUUAAGAGCGAAGAAAUCACCGAUAGCAAGGAAUCACCGACCGAGUUAAAUGAUUCCUCGGCUGCGAUGGAUACUACUGUACCGGCACAAACAAAAACAACGGACAGUUUGUGCGAUAACCUUACCUUCCUGCACACGCAAGUGAAGGUGGAAAUAUCCAACGCUAAGUUGGCCCAGGGCAAGGUAGUUACAACGCCAGUCGACUGGAGUGCGGUUAGCGUCGAUCCAUUGCCGCAAGCCGAAGGUAUCGUAACGCAGUAUGGUUCGCGCAGCGUUUACCUACUGAGUGAACAUUGCGACGAUCAGCUGAAGGCAACAGAUUGGUUUGGGUUCACACCAUGCGACGACGAUUUGGAACGGGAGCAGAUCCCUUGCGAUCUGCAAGAUCUAGCGAAGGUUUGCCUGUCGGGUGACACAAACCUUACAGCGGAUUGCAAACGUUUGCUGCAUCUGUCCGCGUCACCACACUCAAACCGUGACCGAUUGACGACCGCACCAUGCUUCCGGACACGUCGCGUCGAAGUCGAACCCAGCACUGGACGGCCAGAAAAGAAAAUUUUCGCAACACCGUUGCGUGGACGAGGCUUUUCGCGCACUCCCACCACCCGUGGCGAUCUAUUUCGCUCGCGUCCACCCAAUACUUCCAGGCCACCCUCGCUGCAUGUGGAUGAUUUCCUUGCACUCGAAACGUGCGGUGCACAACCUACCGGACCAACCGGGUACAAUAAGCUAUCGCGCGACAUCAUCACAAUCCGCGGAACGAACCGAAGCCGUGGACGCAACUUUCCCGACCGGGGUGCGCGCUCGGGCGGUGGUGGUGGCGGAGCUGGAGGAGGAAACUCGAACGGCAGUGGUGGAUCCGGUGGCAACGGUGGCCACUGGCAAAGUGUGUCCAGUGGUAAUAGUGGCGGUAAUGGUGGAGGUGUUGGAGGCGGAUCCAGCUGUUGGUCAUCGUCCGGUUCAUCGCAGAUGCACGAUGGUGGUGGCGGUGGUGGUAACGGUCCAGGCAGUGGCAAACACUUUGGCCAUGGGCUGUCUGGUGGAGGAGGUGGAGUUGGUCCCGGCGGCAGCGGUGGCAGUAGUGGUGGUGGCGGCAGCAGCAGCGGUCACUACCGAGACCCGCCAAGCCAUUUUGGUGGCUCGCAACGAUCCCGUUCCGGUCGUGGCUUUAACCGGUACAACGUGCGGGCGUAUGCACGACAGAUCUAAAUUGCAACGACACUGGUGAGCUGUUGAGCUGAAUGAUUUAUUGAUAUGGUUGCGCAAAGGUAAAGACGAUACAUUGCUAUCAAGGUUAACACCAAGGUUAGGAUUAGGGAUAUAAGGAUAUGCAAGGUUGCUAUUUCCUUGCUGCUUUGUUUAAGCUGUAUUGCAUGACGCAUGGUUGUGAGAUAGAACUCCAGAUAACUAACAUUUGCCAGCUUCAACGCUGCAUUAUUGGAAAAUUCUUUUCGAUCCUUCCGACGGAACAUCUCGUUCAAUCUGGGUUAAAAUUUUCAAUUAAAUUACCUACUUUUUCUAUUGGUGGUUGAUUUGGAUUAGUGUUGUGCUUCAUAACAUUUGACAUGUUGCCGUUCGGAUAGACUCAGAAUUCGAGACCAUGGGACCUCCUUGUAUGCAACUAUGAUAAAUAAUCAAUUAUAGGAGAACGCUGUAAGGCCUUUGUUGUGAUUUCAACAUUGACUGACGCUUCUUCUUGUUGGGCUCCAUUUGAAUUGAGCAUCUGUAAGUUCUGUAAAUUCCUUCAAAAACUUGGGGCUCUCGACUUCUAUUGGAUUCUUAUGGAAUUGCAUUUUAAUCAGGAGAAUCAUUUGUGAAAAUGGAUCGUCCAAUUGAUUGCACGCAUGCUUUAUAUUAGUACUUUACACUAGUACUAGUACUAGUACUUUAUAUUAGUUUAUAUUAAAGAGUGGCAACACUUUCAUUCGAUUUGUUGUCUAUUUGAGGUGGUCAGCCGGGAUCGCUUCUGAAGGCAUGUUCUUUUAUUUUUCCCUUCUGCUUUAGAAAAGUACCCUAUCCAUCCAUCGUAUAACAGCUCAUUGAACGUCAGUUUUUGCUAAUGAUCCGGCCGUACUGUAUAGCAGCGAGCCAAGUAAACAUAUAGCAAUAGAUGGUAAGGAAGAUCGCCUAUACGAUCUUAGAUAAGUCUUGCUUAGUUUUAAAACAAAGAUGGAUAGGGUACAAUCCAUGUGCAGUCCCUUUGCUACUCCAAUGCAUUAAAAACGUGGCGGCGUCUAUAAUACAGCGAGAGGCAUGGAUUUCGGGUUUUCGAUAAUCAGAAGUAGGGAAGGGUGUGAACUAUGCGCUGAAGAUGCGAGAUGCGAGAUGCGAUCAGAAUAACAUUAAUCAUUGAAUUUCUAUAACAUAAUUAAUUAGAAGUUUAGAUUUACGUGUACGCUCUAAUAAUGCAUUCUGUUUUAAUACUGCUUUCCGAAAUUUUUGUCCGAAAUUAAUCGUAAAGACGCUUUACUAACUGGAAGUAACUAACACAGAAAAUUAAUGCUUUGGGUCCGGCUUUGGGUCUGUGUCUUCUAUUUUAUUCUUUAAUAUAAGUUGGAAACCAACCAUGCGUAAACAGAAAGGUAUAUUUGCUAUUGUUUCGGUUCAAUUGUACAGUCUCGAACAGCGUAAACAGAUCGCAAUAGAACAUAUGCUGUACCAUAAAGCUUACAUAACAUUCUGUUUAGUUUUACAGGUGAUUUUAUACGUUACUCGUCUGUAACGCAUGUUUUGUUAAUUUUAUUAGCGUUUAACAUAUCUCUUCUAUACGAUUUGGACUACCUUCAAUCAAAUUUUAAUUUCAUCGAGAACAGUCAGGCCUGGUUUCACAAUGGAACUUAAUUUUGGAUCUAAUUACGAUAAAGUUGUUGGCAAUUGUUUUGGACAUUCACUUAUUUUUGGACUAUGAGGACAAAUUGAAAAUAUUUUUUUCACGUAUUUUAAAACAUGGCCUACUUGAACGUAGACGCGUAACGCGUCUAAUUGACUGCACCCAUGUUAUGUAUGGGUUCAUGUUAUGUAUUAACAAUUUUUUAGUUCUUCUUCACAAAAUUACCCUAUCCACCCGAUUAUGCAAUGCGAAUAUUCAAAACACGUAACAAAUGCUGAUGUUCCGGCCGUAUUGUACAGUGGCGAGCCGGGUAGGCAUUGAGCAAUAGGAGGUAAGGAGGAUCGUUUACACGAUCUUAGAUAAGUCUUCUUUAGUUUUAGAACAAGGAUGGAUAGGGUCCGAUCCAUUUCGGCUCCUUUUCGGCGCCAUGCACUUGGCGUUUCUAGAAUACAGCGAGAAGGAUGGAUUUAGGUUUUCGACCAACAGAUUUAAAGAAGACACUUAUUUCUUUUAGCUACAUAGGCCUAUGUAUUGGAAUGAACAUUUUUUUAAAAUCAGCUUUUGGAAAUUAGUCGUAAAUAGACUAAUUGCCUAGUGGCCUGACUGCAAUUGCAAUGUAAUCUUCAUCCUUUAAAAUUCUAUGUUAUUUGUGUACAUACUUAUGUCAUUUCUUUUGUAAUUAAAAGCGUUAGCUCUUAUGUUCUGUAUUAUGUUGUCUUUAAACCAAAAAUAACUUCAACUAGCUUAAUUGCUUUUAAGUCGGUUUAGAUGUACAGUGCCAGAUCAGAUAGACACAUAUAGCAAUAGAAGAUAAGGCUAUGUAACUCUCAGUCGGUUAAAUUUCGACGUUAACUUUUUUUUUUUAUUUUCCCGUCUUCUAUUCAAAAUUACCCUAUUCAUCUGCAGUCAUAAUCAUUACAAUCACCAUCUUUUUUGCUAAUGUUCCGGCCGUAUUGUACAGUGGCGAGCCGGGUAGACAGAUGGCAAUAGGAGGUAAGGAGGAUCGUUUACACGAUCUUAGAUAAGUCUUCUUUAGUUUUAGAAAGAUGAAUAGGGUCCGAUCCGUUGUGGCUCCCUUUCUGCGCCAUGCACUUGAAGCAAGGCGUCUCUAGAAUACAGCGAGAAGGAUGGAUUUAGGUUUUCGGUCACCAGAUUUAAAGAAGACACUACUUUCCUUUACUUAUCUAUACCUUAAAAGCACUUUCCUGUUCUAGCUAUAUUGUAUUUCCUUGUAAUUUUUCCCUUGGUGCAUGUCCUCUUUUGUUCUUAAUUACUGUUUUCGUUUUUUAAGUUUUGGUUGUACUUGUAAACAAAUUCGCGACCACAGUAUAUUUUCAAUUUAAUAUAGUGUAGGCUCAGAUGUACAAUGUUGUACCAUGUAAAUAUGUAUUAGCAACAAGAAAUGAUUCAAAUAACGCAACGCUAGAUAAGUCCUUUUAGAUAGCAGAAACGAUUGUACAGUUUACUUCUUCGUUAAUGCCAUGCUAGCUAGUUGAUCCUAAUGCAGCCUCUUCCGAGACUCCUAAUUCUUCUUAGGACUUCUUACAUUGUUUAUACUUUUCGUUUCAUAUCUCAGGGAGUGGGAAUGCUCUAAUCCAAGAAUGCUAUAAGUAUUGAAUUAUAAAUUAUUAUGAACUCCAUGAACUUCGGAUGAAUUCACAUGAUCUCUUUUCAAACAAUUGUCUUAUCAACACUAGGAAUCAGUUCAAAAUGAUAGAGCCAACAUAGAUCAGCUUCUUCAAAUAUAAGAUUUUGGAGUAUAGUGGGGAUCCUUCGAAGAAUUCGCAUUCGCUCGAAGUUUUUUCCUGUUAGGAAUAAGUUUAAAAUUUUAGAAGAAUUUGCGACCUUCUUCUGCAAAUACUGAGCAUUUGUGAACUGCGAAAAUCCUUUGUAGACUUCGCACUCCCGACCUCUUGUCUUCUUUACAAAAUUAACCCUAUCGAUCCGAUUUUUUUGAAUGAUUUUUGUUUUUUGCUAAUGUUCCGGCCGUAUUGUACAGUGGCGAGCCGGGUAGACAGAUGGCAAUAGGAGGUAAGGAGGAUCGUUUACACGAUCUUAGAUAAGUCUUCUUUAGUUUUAGAACAAGGAUGGAUAGGGUCCGAUCCAUUGCGGCUCCUUUUCAGCGCCAUGCACUUGAAGCAUGGCGUCUCUAGAAUACAGCGAGAAGGAUGGAAUUAGGCUUUCGACUACCAGAUUUAAAGAACACACUAUUUUCUCUUGCUACACUAUUUAACUUUUCCUUGCUUGGCUGUGUUCUGGUAUCAACAUACGGUUUUAGAUAAGGCGCUUUUGACUAAACAUUAAUUUAAGUUGAAUAGGAUCGAAAUCCUUCCCAUUUGAGCGUUAAAUACUCCAUGUAUUAGCGAUCCAAGCCCAGUUCCCAUGGUCUUGAAUUGAUCUAUUUGAUUAAAUUCAUCCACAGUCUAUAUAAUCUCAUUUGAAAUGGCAAAAGUAGCUAAAACUGGACAACAUGGAAGACCUGCUUAAAACAAGCACAGUGAGUAAUAGCGAAGCAAUAUUCAAACAAAUGAAUCAAAGAUAGAAGCAGCGCAUACCAUUCAAUAACCAUAACAGUCAACAGUCACAUCGAAGACGUUGGCAAAAAGGUCGGAUCGUUAUUGUUACGGACAAAAUGUUCGAACAUAAAGCUCGGUAGUAGAUUGUUGCGGUUUUAUCAUUAAGAAAAGGAAAACUGUCACCAUAUUUUUAUGUUUGUGUUGGUCAAACCUUAUGUUUGUCCUGUAGUAGUAUCGUCACGUUAAUGCAUUAUAUAGUAUUUACUGCAUGUUUCACAGAUCAAACAUCAAAAUGUCGCGUAAAGAUAAUCUUAUGAAUACCAGCAGUGACUGGUUGUUAAAUGUAAGAAUGAAGUUGUCUCACGUAGUAUGUCAAAAUUUAUCUAACAUUGUGCUUUGCAAUCAUUAUGGUAUUUAUUGGCAAUGAAUUCUGUUUGUCUUGUUCAAUGCAUCGUUUCUCGAAUAAUAGUUUUUCCAGGAAUAAAAAACAAACUACGAUGAGGUCAAAACACUUCAAAUUUAUGUAAGUGAAUAUGAAGAGAAUAUGAAAUAUGAUACAGAUUAAAUGUUUUGCAGUCGAAAGGAAGAAUUAACUAAAACGUAACAGAACUUCUAUGAAAAACAACAGAACUUUUUAAACAAUAACAGAACUUCUAUGAAAAUUAUGCACAACAGUAAAGUAACAUUGAAAAAAAAAAAUCAUUAAACUGCGUAAAAGAAAUUCAGAAGUUUGCAAGUACACAA
Anopheles moucheti is the source of this 11567-nucleotide messenger RNA. RefSeq names its product protein virilizer (gene vir). Gene Ontology annotation, cellular component: RNA N6-methyladenosine methyltransferase complex. Gene Ontology annotation, molecular function: RNA binding. Bases 114 to 6686 code for a protein of 2190 amino acids. The transcript has 4 exons. The record is from RefSeq and is a predicted model, not a curated record. Lineage: Eukaryota; Metazoa; Arthropoda; Insecta; Diptera; Culicidae.